AUGAACAGUUCGGAAACUAAGUCUGAAACCUCAAGCCAGGCUUGGAGGAAGAAACCUCGGCAGUUCGCCCCAAAGUCCAGGCUAGGCUGUAAAACGUGCAAACCAUCAUGCCUAAAGUGUCAGUAUACAGGACGGACUUGCGAUGGCUAUGGUGUGGCGCCAUACCUUGUUGGGGUUGAGGUGAAGACGAGCCAGCAUCACUCAGAUGCUAUUGCAGCAGCGACCUACGGCUUGCCCAACCCAUCUACUGAAUUGAGUGUUCAGAAGAUAACACAUCCACGUUAUCAAAGCCACCAAAACUUGAUCAUGAAAAAUCCAGGAGCAUUGAUGUUGAUACCAGUCGAUCCAGCUCAGGCAGAAGCCAUGUCAUUUUUCGAAGUCAUCUCCGUCAAUCAUUUGAACGAAUACUACCCAAGCGAAUCAUGGCGUGAAACUCUCAUGUUCUUCUCUCAAACAACCCCAUCAGUACGACAUGCUGCUGUUGCGUUGUCCCUGAUUCACCGAAGCUACCACGAUAGCUGUUCCAGCCACUCGGAACACGGGGCAUUGUUCCAUUACAAUAAAGCCAUUCAGCUGUUUCUGGCACAGGAAAGUAGCGGCAACAUCGAAGCGAUGGUAAUUGCACUACUAGUAUGCUACCUGUUUACAAGCUUUGACAACUUAGCGGGCAAUUAUCAACGGGCCAUGAUACAUCUUCAAGGAGGAGUGAAACUCUCACGAAGCAUUCCCGAUGCCAUGCUGGACAAGAGCAACGUCUCCAGCGUGAACAUGUUUCUCAUAGAAGUUGUGAAGCAGCUGAGGCGUCUCGAUAUGCAAGCCGGUGCAUAUCUGGUCGGUUGGAACGCGGAAAAUACGCAGGAAACCCCUGAACAAGAAGCUUUGUUCCCGAACAAUGAAUUUGAUUCAGUGGAACAUGCCGCCAAUUGCCACCUGGUGUUACUUGCGCGAGCCAUGAGGUUGCAUUGGAUGGCACAAGAGGCAUUCUUCACAGAAGGCGUACCUCCCAUCGCUUCUAAACAGCUUGUCAUUGAACAACUGGAGACGUGGUCGCAACUUUUUGAACAAAUGCUAAGUACAACCAAUCACCAUGGUGUUAUUGGGAGCAGUCGUCUUGAAACGUUGUUGCGACUUCAGAAUACCGUUCUUUGGAUACUUGUUAGCAGUCUCGGACCGGGUAGAGAGAUAGAGUAUGACAAAUUCCUGCCUGAAUUUCAGCGAUGCGUCAAAAUGGUAGAUGAAGUCGCAUUUGGGCACCAGCACCAGGAAGGAUCGCCAAAACCGAGAUUUACACAGGACGUAGCUAUUAUUCCCAUUCUUUAUAUCAUUGGAGCCAAAUGUCGGGAUCCAAUUGUCCGACAAGAGGUGUUGAGAAUCCUGCGACAGCAGCGACUCCGGGAGGCAGUCUGGGACAGUGCCUUUGCUGCAAGAGCUGUGGAGAGGAUAGCAGAGAUUGAACAAGACAAAAUUGGAGGGGGAUGUAUAAAGACUAUGGAGGAAAUAGAAGUGUCGCAGAGGGUUGAGUGUGUGUCCUGGGAGCAAGUGAUCAACAACCAGGGGGCAAGACUGGAGUUGGAGUAUACACUCUGCAAACAAGAGAGAAGAUACACCGAGUCUUUGUUUGUUUAUUGA
Fusarium graminearum PH-1 is the source of this 1629-nucleotide messenger RNA. RefSeq lists its product as uncharacterized. The record is from RefSeq and is a predicted model, not a curated record. NCBI's taxonomy places the organism in Eukaryota, Fungi, Ascomycota, Sordariomycetes, Hypocreales, Nectriaceae. The coding region runs from base 1 to 1629 and encodes 542 amino acids. The transcript is spliced from 2 exons.